UGGAGCAAAAAUAUUCAUCCCCACUUAACAUGUCAAUCAGGAUUAAUGCCCCCACAGACCUCUUCCUCAGGUUCACCCAGGUCCUCUCACUGGUGGAGGCACCGCAGCCAGGGCAGAGGCGCUGAUAUAUAAGACCGGACGGGACCGGAGCGCAGCGCAGCGGCUUCAGUAGCGCACAGCACGUCGCGUCGCCUGGACUUGAGUCUCACGUCUCCGCGUCUCCACCAGUAGUUUGACAGGCGUAAUGAGCGAUCACUCACACGUUUUGGAGAGCGUGAUGCAUGUCGACUAACAUGUCAGAGCUCCUCCAAGUCACACAACUCUCCUCCUGCUGCUGCUGCUCCUGCCUGCUCGCUCUGCCUCCGUCUGUGGAUUACCCGUGCAGCAGUUUGUGAGGCUGCACAUGAGCUGCUGCUGUUUCUUCUUGUUGUUGUUGUUGUUGUUUGCAUGCGGACAAACUUGCGGGAGCUGCAGGGUCGCUGUGUUUUGGAGGACAUCGGCCGCGUCGUGCGCGUAAAAAGGAGAAAAAAACAAACAAACUUGCAGCGUAAACACUUCUCCUGUGUCUGUCGGCUGCUGCCUGCGAGCGCUCCCCCGACAUGGAGCUGAAGAGCGCGUGUCGUAUGUUCCUCUUCCCGGUCCAGAUGCUCUACUACCUGGUCCGAGCCAGUCUGGCGUCCCUGCUGCCGAGCAGGAGGAAGGACCUGAGCAGGGAGGUGGUGUUGAUCACCGGCGGGGGACGAGGCAUCGGGCGACACCUGGCCAAGGAGUUCGCCAAGCAGGGGGCCAGAAAGGUGAUCCUGUGGGGCCGAACAGAGAAGUGCCUCAAAGAAACAGCCGAAGAGAUCUCUGUCUCAGGAACAGAGUGCCACUACUUCCUGUGUGAUGUGGCCAAUCGGGAGGAAGUCUACAAGCAAGCCAAGGUGGUUAGAGAAAAGGUCGGAGAUGUUACGAUACUGGUGAACAAUGCAGCUGUAGUCCACGGCAAGAGUCUGAUGGACAGCGACGACGACGCCCUUCUGAAAUCCCAACACAUCAACACCAUGGGACAGUUCUGGACUACAAAAGCCUUCCUGCCCCGGAUGCUGGAGCUGCAGCACGGACAUGUCGUGUGCAUAAACUCCAUCCUGUCCCAGUCUCCCAUCCCCGGAGCCAUAGACUACUGCACCUCCAAGGCCUCGUCGCUGGCCUUCAUGGAGAGCCUGACGCUGGGCCUGCUGGACUGUCCCGGUGUCGGCUGCACCACCGUGCUUCCCUUCCACACCAACACAGAGAUGUUCCAGGGCAUGAGAGUCAGGUUUCCUCAGCUCUUUCCUCCUCUCAAACCUGAGGUGGUUGCUCAGAGGACCGUGGAUGCAGUCAGAGCAGACAAGGCCUUCCUCUACCUGCCCUGGACUAUGCAUGCUCUUGUCAUUCUAAAAAGCUUCAUGCCACAAGUUGCACUUGAAGAAAUCCACAAAUUUACUGGGAGUUAUACCUGCAUGAACACAUUCAAAGGGAGGACAUGAGCCGGGAUUGCGCCCAAUGGGAGCGCGGCCUCAACAGCUCUGAGGUGUAAAUGAAGGGAAUAUGGACCUUAAGACAUACGGAGGUGGAGGAGGCCACAUGAUAGUGUGAAGACAAACACUUAGGGGACAUGCAAGGUGGUUCCUCCUGCAGGUAGAAUUAAUUUGAUAAACUGCAGGACACACCCUGGUCCCAUUUGUAUGUGUGUGUGUGUGUGUGUGCGUGUGUGUGUGUGUGUGCAUGCAUGUGUAUAGUAUGGAAAACUGAAUGCCAUUUUCACUUUGAACAGAAGCCAUGCAUAGGACUGUACCAGUAGUUAUUCUGGGAGUUUUUUUGACACUUGUUUUUAGUCUGUUUUUACACUUCUUCUGUUUUUUGUUUUUUUUUAAUUCUCCUUUUAACGUGUCUUUGAAUCAAACAAGAUAAUAAAAUGGAGUUUUAGAGAUG
Molecule: messenger RNA, 1953 nt
Organism: Acanthopagrus latus (yellowfin seabream)
Lineage: Eukaryota; Metazoa; Chordata; Actinopteri; Spariformes; Sparidae
Gene: dhrs3b
Product: dehydrogenase/reductase (SDR family) member 3b
Exons: 6
Coding region: 600-1508 (302 amino acids)
Cellular component (GO): lipid droplet
Molecular function (GO): oxidoreductase activity, acting on the CH-OH group of donors, NAD or NADP as acceptor
Source: RefSeq, a predicted model, not a curated record